AUGAAUCCUAAAACUAAUUCAUAACUAACUAAUCCAAUUCAAAAAGAUCCGAAAUUAAACAUACACAAUUCUCAUUUCUAUAAUUUCAUCAAAAACAAAAGAUUCCCUUACAUCAACACAAACAAAACUAUCACUCUCAUCAAAAAGAACAACCACCCACACCCUGCCCAACUCGAAAUCUUCUCGAAUGACAAUGGUUCCCUCAACAAAUUGGAAAAACAUGAUGAACCCCAACAACCCAACAAGAAGAUUUUGUUAGAGAAUAGAUUACUCCCCAAAAUAAACACCUCCUAUGCUAUCAACCAAUAACUCAAAGAAUCCAAAGGUUUCAAUGAAAGCAGACAAUAUUCCAAGAGAAAAAGUUAGUUGCUCAAAUAACUAAUGCUAUUAUAUCAAAAUGAUUAAACUUUAUCCAAUAUCACUUUAGCGUUAAAAGAUUGCUCCAAAACUAUCAAUCCUACACAAGGCUAAGAGAAGGAAUAGUCAAAAAUUCUUGAACAAAGACCCUAAGGAAAGAUAUAGCGAAGAUCUCAAGUUUUGAUAGAAUAGAAUCUAGAUCUGAGCGAAGCCAGAUUCUCCAAUUCUAACAGUAUCAUUGACAUCUCAAGCUUCAGCAUAACAAAAAAAGAGAUUGCUGAGAAGAGAAGGAGUACUUGUGGAAGACUUAGAAAGUAAGAUUAUUCUGAUUGA
Messenger RNA from Paramecium tetraurelia, 690 nucleotides. RefSeq lists its product as uncharacterized. The transcript is spliced from 2 exons. Lineage: Eukaryota; Ciliophora; Oligohymenophorea; Peniculida; Parameciidae. The record is from RefSeq and is a predicted model, not a curated record.